This is a messenger RNA of Plutella xylostella (diamondback moth), 5475 nucleotides long. The record is from RefSeq and is a predicted model, not a curated record. Lineage: Eukaryota; Metazoa; Arthropoda; Insecta; Lepidoptera; Plutellidae.
AUGGUGAACACAAGAAGCGCCUCCAAGUCAGCCUCGGUAGCCGGUGCCACGGACAGCACCGGUACUGAGGCCACCGCGACGACGGCAACCACGAGCAGCGGGGAUACCUACACGUCGACGGGAGCAUCCACGGACACAUCGAACGAAGCAUCAAGCACUGCGGCCGCCUCAGAAGUCACGGCGCCCGCCUCCGCUACAGCCCGUGCCCCUGCCCCCGCGACCCCCGCGCCUACCCCUGCGACGCCGAAGCCCGUCAAGCCGCACACGCCACGUCGCGCAUGUUCAAAUGCGUCUUCAAAGGGUCGCCGCCGGGAGUUGCUGAAGGCCAAGGAAGAGCUUCUGAAGAAACAAAUGGAGUUAGCCGCCGUACGGGUGGCCAUGCUGGAAGAAGAAACGGACGAUGAAGAAGAAGAAGACGACACCUCCACCAUAAGGGGUGUCCGCAUGUCCGAGUGGGUACAACAAAGUACUCUCGCGCUGACCAUGCAACCACAUCACGCCGUGCCGAGAGAAGACGCCGGAGCGACAGCGGGCCUCCCACGCCGGACAUCGAUGCCAGAGCCGCGCAUCGAAGCCAGUCCACCGGGAGCCGCACUGGAGAACGCCGCGCCGCCGUCUGCACGUCGUGAGCCGUGUCCCAUGGGUGCCGACGAGCCGAGAGUACAGCUGCCACCGAACCCGUACACGUCAGAGCCGCACGUGUACGAGCCGCCGCGUCCGGUGCAGCAUCGCUACGACCCACGACCGAACGCCUUCGACUACAAGGAGCUAGCCGAAGCCAUCGCCCUCGCUGCACGUGCGCUGCCGUCGCUGCCUCAACAUGUCGCCGCGCCGCGCCAUGUCAACGAGCUACCAACGUUCAGCGGGGCAUCGAGUGAUUGGCUGCCAUUCAAGGCGGCCUAUGAAGAAUCUGCGCAGUCCCUCACGGAGCAAGAGAACCUGUCUCGACUGCGCAGAGCCAUCAAAGGAGCAGCGAAGGAGGCCGUCCACUGCCUGUUCAUCGGGACGCCCUCUACGAGAGAAGUGAUGGAGCUGCUGUCUGCGCAAUUCGGGAGGCCGGACGCACUCAUCAUUCACGAGAUGGAGAAGCUGCGCAGACUACCGAAGAUCGUCGACACUCCGAAGGCCAUCUGCGACUUCGCCGCGACAAUGACCAACGCGACGGCCACAGUGGUGGCAUUGAAGAAGGAGCAGUACCUACACAAUGCGGAGAUCGUCAACAACGUCGUGGAAAAGCUGCCGGCCACACUGCGCAACGAGUGCUACACCUACAUCACCGAGCAGCCUGAAUACAUCCCCGACCUAGUGAAGCUGACGCAGUUCGCCAAGCGGGCCGCGGCACGGUGCAGCCGCUUCGCGCCCAUGGACAUCGCAGCGAGUGACCGGCGGGAGCCCGCGCCAAAGAAGACUGCGCGCAUGUACCACGUCGACACAGCUACAGCUGCGAAGCCUGCGUGCCCCAUCUGCGGCGAGAAGCAUGAAGCUGCCGCCUGUCCGACACUGAAGCGAGCCGAAGUACCUGCGAGGUGGGACAUAGCGAAGAAAUACAAACUAUGUUUCCGCUGCAUGAAGAUCCGCAAGUACCGACACUCCUGCAAGCCGAAGCAGUGCGACAAGGACGGGUGUACCUACAUGCACCAUCCGCUGCUGCAUGGCGGUACCUACGCAUCGACCGCCAGUACGCAAGUCGUCCAAGAAUCUGAAGCGGUAACAACAGCGCGAGAAGAAAGAAGUGCAACGGGGCUCCUGAAGAUACUACAGGUACGAGUCACCGGGCCAAAGGGGUCGCUCUACACCUACGCGCUACUAGACGACGGGUCGACGUGCACACUCAUCGAGUCAGCAGUCGCGCAGCAGAUCGGAGCAACGGGACCGCCGUCACCCUUUUACAUAGAAGGGGUGUCGGGCAUGAAGAUCGACGCCAGUGAGUCGCGCCGAGUCAACUUGAAGAUCUGCGGGCGCAACACGAGCGAAGUCGACAUCUGCGCGCGCACAGUGCCGGACAUCGGUGUCUCGCCUCAGACGGUGCCUGCGGGGAUCAUCGAGAGCUGCCCACACCUGCAGGACAUCAAAGAAGACAUCCUCUACGAGCGAGGCGCCGCCACCAUCCUGCUCGGGCAAGAUAACUGGGAGUUGCUGCUCACGCACGCUUUCAAGUCGGGUGCGCGCGGACAACCUGUGGCGUCACUCACGACGCUCGGGUGGGUGCUACACGGCGUGCAGUACCGACAGCCGGCAGUGCAGCGCGUGCACCACCUCACGGUGCAGCCGCUUCAAGAAGAGACAAUGGAAAAAAUGAUGCGGGACCACUUCGCACUCGAGUCGCUGUGCGUCGACAAGAAGAAAUCAUACACAGAGGCCGAGCGACGCGCGCUUAAGCAGCUAGAAGAAAACACGCGCGCACUACCGGCGGGAGGCUACGAGACAUGCCUCCUGUGGAAAGAAGACGACCCUCGGCCACCAGACAACUACUCGAGUACAAUGAAACGACUCGAGUUGCUCGAGAGGAAGCUGGACAAGAACGAAGCUAUGAAGACGCGGUACAACGCACAGAUGCAGGUGCUGCUCGACAGCGGCUACGUUGAGGAGGCGCCGCGUGAGAAAAACGAGAAGAUCUGGUACCUGCCUCACUUCGCUGUCAUCAACCCUCAGAAGCCGGAGAAACUGAGGAUCGUCCACGACGCCGCCGCUCGAACGAGAGGGACAAGUCUCAACGACAUGCUGCUGCCCGGCCCAGACCUCCUGCAGUCACUCCCGGGGGUCCUCAUGCGGUUCCGGCAACAUGCAGUGGCGGUGAGCGCGGACAUAAAAGAUAUGUUCAUGCGCGUUCACAUCCGAGAAGAAGAUCGCGACAUGCAGCGCUUCCUAUGGAGGGGAGAUCGACGCGCCGGCCCGCCUACCGAGUAUCGCAUGAAGAGCGUUAUAUUCGGUGCGACUUCAUCACCGUGUACGGCUAUUUACGUGAAAAAUAGCAACGCCGAGCGCUACAAGGACAUCUACCCGGAGGCAGCCGAGGCCGUGGUGAGAAAUCACUACGUGGACGACUACCUGGCGAGCUACGAAACAGAAGAAGAGGCGGUGCGCAUCUCCACUGAAGUCAACAAGAUACAUCACUUCGCGAACUACGACCUGCAGAAGUGGACGUCGAACAGCCGCAUCGUGCUCGCUCAGCUGUCGUCAUCUGAAGCUGAAGACCCUAGACUGCUGCAACUGGACCCGGGGAAGCUGCUGGGCAUGGUGUGGCACCCGGAGGACGACACACUCUCCUUCAACUUGAACAAACAUCGCAUCCCCGAGGCAAUACUGAGCGGCGAGCGCACACCUACGAAGAGAGAAGCGCUGCGGACAGUCAUGUCGAUCUACGACCCGCUCGGACUCGCCACGCCGGUCACCGUGCAAGCGAAGCGCAUCCUACAAGACGUCUGGCGCUCCGGCAUCGACUGGGACGCCGGAAAAGCAAGAGUCGCACAGCUCAACAAGGUGGUCUCCAUCCCGCGACUCGAACUGCAAGCGGCCGUGCUGGGAUGCCGCCUCGCACAAGCCGCCAUCGAAGAACACGACUUGAAGCCGAGUCGUCGAGUGUACUGGUCGGACUCAAGAACAGUACUCACGUGGCUACGAAAUGGCCCACGUACCUACAAGCCGUUCGUAGCACACCGCGUAGCCGAGAUAAGCGACACUACGAAAACAAAGGAGUGGCGCUGGGUACCUACAAAGGAGAACACAGCCGACGACGCGACACGCGACACGCCCCCGGACUUCAACUCAAGUCACCGGUGGUACCGCGGCCCCGCCUUCCUAUACCUACCGGAGGAGCACUGGUCGCGAGAAGAGAAGAUCGUCGAAGAAGACACGGGAGAAGAGCGAACACUCGUCACUGUCGCCGCCACACGCUUGUCUGAGGCCCUGCCAGACAUAACUCGCUUCAGUAACUUUAUGCGAGUUAUUCGAGCGACGGCACGGGUACUACAAUUCAUCGAGCUACUACGUGCGAAGAAACAAACAGUGCUGCAUAAGCGCACUAAGAAGAAUGAAGAGGCCGACCCUGCAUGGACGAGUACUACGCCGAGAACAGCUACGCGGGCCGCUACGCCCGUCGUGAAGACAGCUGUGCGGAAGUACCUACUUCUCAGCGCUCGGCACAUGCACCGCGCGCGUCAACUGUGGCUACGCUCGCAACAACAAGAAAACUUCGCUGAAGAAAUAGCUGCGCUACAGAAAAGCGUCGCUAUACCUACUACGAGUCGACUGCACAACUUAUCAGUCAUACUCGACGAAGAGAAGAUCAUCAGACUACGUUCAAGAAUAGCGACUGCCGCCGACAUCACCCCAUCGCAACGUGAACCGGCAGUACUCGACGGCAAUCAUCGGUGGACCCGACUGUACAUCGCUUGGGUACACAAACAGCUUCACCACGGCGGGUUCGAGACAACUGCGAAUGAAGUCCGGCAACACUACUGGGUGCUGAGACUACGACACGCCGUGCGCAGCGAAGUGAAGCAAUGCCUGGCCUGCCGCAUACGGAAGGCCACACCUGCGCAGCCGUCGACGGGCAACCAUCCACAUACACGGCUCGCGCAUCACCAGAGGCCGUUCACCUACACCGGACUCGACUACUUUGGCCCUCUCAUGGUCACUGUGGGUCGUACGAAGCAGAAGAGGUACGGCGUGCUGUUCACGUGCCUCACCACUCGAGCAGUACACCUCGAGGUCGCCGGCAGCCUGAGCACGGACUCGGCUAUCAUGGCGCUGCGACGGUUCAUCGCGCGGCGCAACUGUCCCUCCGAGCUUCACUCCGACAACGGGACCAACCUGCGGGGCGCCGACGUCGAGUUGAAGAAAGCAGCGCUGGCGGCCAUGGAGGAGGAGGCGUCGGUGCGCUUCAUACAGUGGCGGUACAUCCCUCCGAGCGCGCCAUUCAUGGGAGGCGCGUGGGAACGGCUGGUGCGGAGCGUCAAGAACGCGCUGCAAGUCACACUGCACGAGCGCGCGCCGAAAGAAGAGGUCCUCGCUACACUACUGGUCGAGGCGGAGCACACCAUCAACAGUCGGCCACUCACCCACGUGUCGACCUCUGCAGACGACGAGGAAGCCCUCACGCCGAACCACUUCCUGCUGGGCACGCCGUCACGAGUGCCGCUGCCGGGAGCCUUCACCGAGGACGACGAGGCCGGCCGCAAGGACUGGAGGACGAGUCAACGCCUGGCAGACAUGUUCUGGGCGCGCUGGGUACGAGAAUACCUACCGGAGCUGCAACACCGGCGGGAGCCCCGAGCCACCAACGGGGCCAUCAAGAAGGACGACCUCGUGCUCAUCGCGGACGGGACUCUACCACGGAACUGCUGGCCACGCGGAGUCGUCGUGUCUACCUACCCCGGUCCAGACGGCGAGGUGCGAGCAGUCGACGUGCGCACCAACAGAGGGGUACUCCGGCGGCCUACGAAGAAAUUGGUCAUUCUGCCAGUCAACACUUGA